GCCACGUGAAGGCGACACAACGCGGCAGAGAGAGAAGAGGCCGAAGGAUCCCUCACCACACCACCCAUCACAUACACUCGGGCGGCCAGGCUGUUGGCGCCAACCCGGACCCCGGCUCCAGCCCGACUCUCCUGCGCUCCCCGGUGACGCUCUGAUCGAACCCGCUGCUAACAAUCCCUCCUCUGAUCCGCCAUUGUGCCGUAUUUGGCUGCUGUGGAGCGACUAGCCUCGUUAGCACGGUCUGUACCGCGGGAGUCUGUGCGCUUUCUCCGCGCCUCGUCCCGAGACCCGAGUGUACGCAGCUAGGGGUAAAAAAAAAAAGCACGCCGCCGCAAAAUGGGGAGAAAGUCCAACAAGGCAAAGGAGAAGAAGGCCCGACGUCUGGAGGAGAGGGCUGCCAUGGACGCUGUGUGCGCCAAAGUGGACGCAGCUAAUAAGCUGGAGGACCCCCUGGCUGCUUUCCCUGCCUUCAAGACGUAUGACAGAAAUGGGCUCAACCUGCAGAUAGAGUGUCGGAGAGUGACCGCCCUGAACCCUUUGUCAGUGGAGUGGGCCUUCGAGCUGACCCGAGCCAACAUGCAGAAUCUAUAUGAGCAGAGCGAGUGGGGCUGGAAGGAGCGUGAGAAGCGUGAGGAGAUGAACGACGAGAGAGCGUGGUACCUGCUGGCCCGUGAUGCAGCAGAUUCUGCCCCCAUGGCCUUCUCACACUUCCGCUUCGAUGUGGAGUGUGGAGAUGAGGUGCUCUACUGUUAUGAGGUGCAGCUGGAGAGCAGAGUGCGGAGGAAAGGACUGGGCAAGUUCCUCAUCCAGAUCCUACAGCUCAUUGCAAACAGCACACAGAUGAAGAAGGUGAUGCUGACUGUUUUUAAACAUAACCUGGGAGCAUACCAGUUCUUCAGAGAAGCCCUCCAGUUUGAGAUCGAUGAGACGUCUCCCAGUAUGUCGGGCUGCUGUGCGGAUGACUGCUCCUAUGAGAUCCUAAGCCGGAGGACCAAACAUGGGGAGGCAUCGGCCGGGCACACCCACGGAGGUGGGCACUGCGGCGGCUGCUGUCACUGAGACUCUUCUAAUUGGCUCGUCUUAUGUCCUCCCGUGAGUGUGAGGAGUGCGCGCAGACAGCACUCUGGAGCAGCAGCCUUUGUUUCAUGACUUGGUUUAGUCUUUUCUUUUAUCCCAGUUAGCAUCUUUAGCUAGUGCUGCUCCUCUCCACCCUUUUCACCCAGGCAGUUUCAGAGAGCACUGGUACAGCUGGGACUGCAAGGCCCCACAUGGACAUCUGUCCUCAUCACUUUACAGAAGAAGCUCCAUGGAUGUGACUUUUAUCUUAUUUGUACAAAUACAUUUUGGGAGAUGGUAAUAAUGGUGUUAACCCUAGCAUUAUGUCUUAAGUUUGAUUUUCAAAUGCAUACAAUCAGAUGUUGAAUCUAAAAUCAGUACUGGACUGGUCACAUGACGCAGUGCCCGCGUGCCCUGUUUGACCCUGACACUGAGGCACACACAUAUACACAUGAAUUUAUUGAGAAAAUGGCUGUCAUCAGUUUGCUUCCAUUUGCAGCCUUCAUUUGAAAUAUGGUCAUUCCAUUGUAAACUUUUACUCUUAUGAUUCCACUUCCCUGGGAAUGCCUGCUCUGCUCUGCCCUGUACCCCCCUCUCCUCGCUUACUCUUCCCUCUCCAUUUUACACUUUUUGGCUCCUUUAUUUGGAUUGUAAGCGAGGUGUCACAGCACGUGCUAUUGUACCAAGCUUGUGUGUUUGUCCUAAGCCCAUUUUAAGAGUAAACCCAUGAGACAGAGUUUGGUACACAUUGACAGCACAUUAAUUACACACAAAACUCAUGGAGGUGGUGCGGCCACUCUCCAGUGCCCGUUCAUGACACUCUCAGGAUAAUGCUCCACUCUUAAACCUCAGCUGUUUUUGAGUUUAAAAGCCUUAUCUAUACACAAUCAAUUAGUUGUACACGGAAAUUGCCCAAUGCCUUUUUUUAACACGUGUCUGAGGUAAGACAGAAUUGUUGCUUUUAUUUGAACUCUUUAAAUGACCAAAUGGCUCCUGCAUUGUGUGUGUAUAGUGUUUUCGUUGUUGGCCUUGUUUUGGAGUCCAGCGCAUAAAUCCACAAAAGGGAUGUUUUGCCUUGUCAGUGUUUGAUUUGUUCAAAUAAAGGAAAGUUAUUUGACUUUUCAAA
Periophthalmus magnuspinnatus is the source of this 2182-nucleotide messenger RNA. RefSeq names its product N-alpha-acetyltransferase 40, NatD catalytic subunit (gene naa40). Lineage: Eukaryota; Metazoa; Chordata; Actinopteri; Gobiiformes; Gobiidae. Bases 337 to 1059 code for a protein of 240 amino acids. The record is from RefSeq and is a predicted model, not a curated record. Gene Ontology annotation, cellular component: nucleus. The transcript is spliced from 8 exons. Gene Ontology annotation, molecular function: histone H2A acetyltransferase activity; histone H4 acetyltransferase activity; protein N-terminal-serine acetyltransferase activity.